CAGCACAGAGGUUGUUCAAUACUUCUCUUUGUUGGUGGUCUUUGGUCUUUAGCUACUUUGCCUAAAACAACAAAAUGCAGAAGCUAAUUCUUCUCGUGGGUCUCUGUGUCUUCAACACCGGGCCGGGUGUAAGCGCUUCCCAAAACCUGAUGUGUCACUUUGACAGCUUGUCACAAGAACGACAUGCGGACGCACACUUCUCAAUUUCGGACAUCGAUGCCAAUCUGUGUACGCAUCUGAUUUAUGGCUCCGUAACCAUUGGCAGCUCAGGGGGCCUUGACAUUCUUCCUUCCGACAUAAGCAGUUUCAGCGAUUUCAAUGAUCUAAAAAACAGCAAUUCAGAACUUAAAACCCUUCUGGAGAUCAAUCUGCUGAAUAACAUCCCUGGACUCCUAAACAUGAUAAGCACAGAGCAGAACCAAAACAGCUUUAUUCAGUCAACAAUCAGUGCCGUGCAAGCACAUGGGUUUGAUGGGAUGAACAUCCUCUGGAUGUAUAGACCAAACUACCCAGGCAUGACCCCUCAGCAGUUCUCAGAGCUUAUCAAGGAUCUCAGACUGGCCUCCAGCGGUCUCCUGCUCUCUGCGAGCAUCUCCCAUAAACCAUUCAUCAUUGACAACAGUUAUGAAAUCCCAACACUUUCAGCUAAUGUAGACUUCCUGAAUAUUCUGUCGGCUGGUAUUGACAUCAACUUUUUGUCCAACCCCUCCAACACAGCGUUUCAGACAACGAAAUCGUCAAUCCAACACUUGAUCAGCGAGGGAGCAGAAAUAGGAAAACUUAACAUGGGAAUUGCGGCAUUUGGACGAGCCUAUGCUACGCUAUCUUCGUCACAGAGUAAUCAACCAGACCUAUCUCAACCACUGAUGGGUUACUUUGGUGAUAACCAAGGUUUCUUUUCCCAUUUCGAGGUGUGUCUUCACAACUCCUUGACUCCGUCUACAGGCCAGAUUCGAAAUGCUUGGCUUGGCUAUGACAGCAUUCCCAUCAUCAUCUCUAAGGCUGAAUAUAUCAUCAAUAACCAGUUGGGAGGAGCCUUUCUCAUGUCCAUUGACCAGGAUGACUUCAGUGGGGAAUUUUGCGAUGAGGGCAAUUAUCCUAUCCUUCAAACUCUGCAUAAUGAGUUGAUUUCAGAAAACUAGAACCUGGAUGAUGGACUGCACCAGCAUCAUGAUGAUUCAUUAUUCUCAAAAUUCUUACAAAUGGUUUCAUGAUUAAAAUAAUUGGGUGAUUACUUACUUGAUUGUUCUAAACAAACACAACAUUUUGGUGGCUAAUCUUUAACAUAGUUAAUGAUAAUGGUGUAAUCAGUAUACGAUUAUAUACUACUCCAAAGAAGUUAGGGAUAUUUCAGAUACAUUUCACGAUGAACCUAAGAUGUCCUUAAUUUGAGAUUCUCUAAUUCUGAAGUCCAACAUGUUCCAUGUCCGACAUGUUCUCUAACACAACAGUUGUGAAUAUCCCUAACUUUUUGUGUUUAAUAUAUAAUGAUGCUGGUGUUGCAGAUUAUUCCCAUUGAUAAUUAUUAUAACUUGUAUGCUCAUGAAGACCACCAGAUCAGUUAUACUGUAUGUCAUUUAUAGUGAUUUAUCAGGUGAUUGUGGGUAACCCAAAAAAAACAAUAAAAUGUGUCAAUA
Doryrhamphus excisus (bluestripe pipefish) is the source of this 1637-nucleotide messenger RNA. Its product is annotated as chitinase-like protein 4. Lineage: Eukaryota; Metazoa; Chordata; Actinopteri; Syngnathiformes; Syngnathidae. Gene Ontology annotation, cellular component: extracellular region. Gene Ontology annotation, molecular function: chitin binding; chitinase activity. The record is from RefSeq and is a predicted model, not a curated record. Gene Ontology annotation, biological process: chitin catabolic process; carbohydrate metabolic process.